Molecule: messenger RNA, 2675 nt
Organism: Callorhinchus milii (elephant shark)
Lineage: Eukaryota; Metazoa; Chordata; Chondrichthyes; Chimaeriformes; Callorhinchidae
Product: otoconin-90
Exons: 16
Coding region: 1-2178 (725 amino acids)
Biological process (GO): lipid catabolic process; phospholipid metabolic process; arachidonate secretion
Molecular function (GO): calcium ion binding; A2-type glycerophospholipase activity
Source: RefSeq, a predicted model, not a curated record
AUGGCUGAAAGCUCGUCCGCUGAUGAACUACCAGUUGAAUCUCUCGAUCCUGCUGGCAUUGAUCUGACAGAAUUGGUUAAUAUGAUGAUAAACACAACACUUCACAGAGAUCAACAGUUCUUCUCAUUGCUGAGUGUUACUUCCCAUAGUUCCUUUGCUCUUCACAAAGUGUCCCUGGUCAUUUACAACAUUUCCAACUUCUGGAAGAUCGACCCCUCCCUUUUCCCACUGAGGUACUGUUACUGCUUAAACAACAGAACCAAUGACUUGUCAGAUUUCACUGCUGUGGUCGUGGACUUUGUGGGGAAUACCACAAGCUACUUCCAGGAGAUUUUUAAGUCUAGCUCCAUUCUCUAUGAAUCAAAUGUACCGGACACACCAUCAGUGGCUAUAUCUACUCAGAUACUCACAAUACAAAGUCCAUCACAAAAGCAGACAGCAGCCGCUUCCUCGGCCUAUAAAUCUGAAACUACUCAGAGGUUUGUAACUGUAGCAAUGCGUUCAGGUUGCCGGGCUAUUGCUAAACCCAGAGAAGAUAAACCAUUGAUAGUUCCAGUGCCGGUGACAGUGGUUAUUCAGAAGAUAAAUCCUUGUGUUCUAGAGCUUUGCCGAUUCUUUCAACAAUGCCUCUGCAACGUUGGGAAGCGGGGUCAGCCGAGGGGGAAUGCUUUGAGACAAAUGUUAAAUGAGCGGUUCUGUAAAGCAUUAAAAUAUGAAGUUGCAGAAAAGCAUUUGAAAGAUGUUGAGUUUGUUCUAAUGAUUGAUUUCCAAACAGGCAGUGUGAAAGCCCUGACCAGCGUGGGAGACAAGGAUUUUGAGCAAAGGUUGAUCAUUAAAGGUAAUAUAUUAUCAUUGUCUUCCUCAGACUGUCUGGGAACACACUUCACUUGGUUGCAAUCGGUAUUCGACAGCUUUCCAGCAUUUUACAGCUUUGUGAAUAAGCUGAAGUGUGUGACAGGAUAUUGUCCCAAGGACUUUGAAAAUUACGGCUGUGUGUGCAGAUUCAGGGAAGAAGGACUUCCAGCUGAUGAAACAGAUAGCUGCUGUUUCCAACAUCGAACAUGUUACCAGGAGGUCGCUGACGCUGGCUGCCGAUUGGAUCCUGGGAAGGUUAUCAGCAACAACCAGUGUUCCACUAAGAAUCUGACCUGUGCAGCUGCCAUGGAUGCUUGUGAACAACGUUUCUGCAAAUGUGACAAUUCUGUUAUUCAGUGUUUGUUAAAAGCGAAUUACAAUUCCUCCUUAAAAUGUCUGGACACUACCAUCUGUAAGCCUUUCCCAACAGACCUUGAGGCACCUGAACAGAGUACAGUAAAUGGUGUUACAGGCCCCCAGGUGCCUGGGGCUGCAGCUGGAAUACCAGUGGAAGUGAUUGCGGAGGACGAUAUCCACGGUGACACCCACUGUGCAGCAAUAAAAAUAUUUAGAAUAUGUUUCUCUACAGAUUGUGAUCGAAGAACUUUCCUACGUCUGAAGGAGAAUGGUAGAUUGAAGCAUGAAUUGCCUCAGAUGGGAGAGCUUCUGCUUUGUUUAACUGGACGGUGUCCAUAUGACUUUGAACAGUAUGGUUGUUUCUGUGGCCAGGAAGGGAGAGGCCGCCCCAUCGAUGAACUAGACAGAUGCUGUUUCUAUCAUCACUGUUGCUUGGAUGAGGCUAGAAAGCUGGGCUGCAGGGCAGGCCAAAGCCUGACUGGUCAGGUGUACUGCAUGGACCAACAAGCCACAUGUACUGGCUUGACACUUUGCGAUCAAUUCCUUUGUUCGUGUGAUAAAGCGGCUGCUGAGUGUAUAUCUGCCUCAGUGUAUAACAGCACCUUGCAAGGACUAAAUAAAGAGCAGUGUCGGGGCGAACAAGCUUCGUGCAAAAUUGAACUGCAGAGAGCACUUCCAGAUAGUUUCAGAUCCCAUGGUGGGCCACGUUCUGAGGAGAGUGCUGAAGAAAGGGUUGGUGGGACUGGACUACGUGGACCUGGCCGUGGACGACCAUUGGAGAGGCGACGUGGAGGUGGACCUUUUUCUGAGACUCCAGCUCCUCCCUCUUCUCAACUAUCAGAUGAAGAUGGACCUGCUCCUGCAAGACCAUUCAGAGGUGGUCUACGUGGAAGAGGAACUCCACGAGAUGGACGUAGAAGAAAUCUAGUACCACCUAGUAGAUUACCCCCAUCUUUCUUCCAAUGAAAAGUAGUAUCUUUUUAACUAUCAGUGAUCUGCUCACUCAAUCAGAGACCUAGAUUGCAUGGAGGUUGAUUACCUUAUCUGAGCUAUGUUGUAAUGAUGAAGAAAUAACCUACUCAACAUUGCCACUAUCACUCUUUUUUGAUCAAAACCAAUUUCUAAUGGUGGUAUUUCAUUUAAUGGACUUGUUGAAAAACAAUAAGGCUGUGCAAAUUUCUUUGGGAAUCAGUGCGAAGUAGUGGCAGAUUGAUAUCAAUAAACAGAAUGUACUUUACAAGCCAAUCUUAUGCUUUCUUUCAAAACUAUGUUCCAUGUUUAUCAACCAAGACUACUGGAGAGAUGAAUGUAAAAUCAAAAAGUUUUAUAUAGGCUUUAGUAUUGUUUUUAUUUUGUCAAACCAAGUGUUGGGGUACUGCUGGAAUUAAACCAGCAAAAGAUGUCAUUGAAAGCACUGAAAGCAUACAUGUGUCAGACUGAUAAAAAAAUAAAUCACAACUUUG